AUGUUUAGCAAAUUCAAGGGCCUCCUCAGUGGCCCGCAGGCGCCAACAGCUCCUGGGACCAACAGAGUGGCCCCUGACCCAUCUCCAGCUCCAGCUCCAGCUCCAGCUCCGGCCUCAGCUCCAGCUCCAGAUCCGCCCCCAGCUCCGGCUCCUGCUCCAGCUGAGGAGGCGAAGGCGGACGAUAAGGGGAAUGAGGCCAAACCGCAGGACCCGACCCCAGCCCCUGCUCCAGCCCCUGCUCCAGCCUCAGGCCCAACCCCUGCUCCAGCACCCGGCACUGCAGCAGCUCCAACUAACCCUGAUCAAGCUGGACCUGAUGGACCAGAGCAGCCCCCUCCUCCGCCCCCGCCCAUCGUCAUCAAUAGGUACUCAGACGAUCAGCUCCGGUCCAUCAUCAAGCUGAUGAGGGAGAGACAGGCGCUCUACAAGGAGAAAGUGUUGGAUCAGUACGCUUCUUCCCCCGAGAUCACCCCUCCCGUCACACCUCUGCUCCGCAAGGACAACUACGCAAUAGUCAUCGAGGAGAGGAAGAGACAAGCCGAGGAGGAUCGGAUAAAGAAGGAGGAGGCGGAUAAGAAGAAGAAAGAGGAGCAGGCGCAGAAGAAGAAGGAGAAUGACCAGAAGAAGAAGGAGGAUGAGGAGAGAAAGAAGGCGGAGAUGGAAGAACAGAAGAAAUUGGAGAAAGUGGCCAUGAAGACCAAGGUGACCGAAGCCGCGUGGCGCACUGUGGACACCGUGCUGAAGCCGUUCGAGGAGAGUAUGGACUCUGUGGUGGGGCAGACCAUCGACCCGUUCACAGACCGCCGCUACAUUGCCUGGCUGAGCCUGGUGACCCUGGCCUUCAACUACAACACCUGGUUCAUCACGGCCCGCCUGUGCUUCCCGUACCACACGGCGACCGCCAUCCCAUUCUGGUUCGCACUGGACCUGCUGGCCGACCUCAUCUACCUCAUCGACUCCAUCCUCUUCCAGUCCCGCAAGCAGUUUGUCAAAGGUGGAGACAUCAUAAAAGACAGAGAAAUGACGAAGAAGAACUACAGGGAGUCAGAGAGAUUCAAGAUUGACAUGCUGUGUCUCAUUCCUUUCGACUUGCUGUACUUGCAGUUUGGAUUCAAAUCCAUUUUCCGAGUCAAUCGUCUGCUGAAGGCGGAUACGUUCUUUGAGUUCAGUGAUCGUCUGGAGAGCCUCAUGGCCAAGGCGUACAUCUGGAGAGUUAUUCGGACCAUCGGUUAUCUGCUCUUCAUGCUCCACCUCAACGCUUGCUGCUACUACGUGGCCUCAGAGUACCAGGGCAUCGGCCAAACUAAAUGGGUCUACUCGGGCCUCGGCAGCGCGUACCUGCGUUGUUACUACCACGCUGUCCGCAGUCUGAUCAACAUCGGGGGGCUUAGCGAGCCCCACACCGUCUUUGAGAUUACCUUUCAGAUGACUAACUUUUUCACGGGCGUCUUUGUGUUCUCCAGUCUGAUCGGACAGAUGAGAGAUGUCAUAGGUGCAGCCACAGCCGGACAGACAUACUUCCGAGGCUCCAUGGACAACACCGUUGACUACAUGGUGAACAACCGCAUCCCAACGAUGGUGCAGAACAGAGUCCGCACCUGGUACACGUACACCUGGGAUGCUCAGGGCAUGCUGGAUGAGUCGGAGCUGCUGGACAAAAUGCCUCUGGUGAUGAGAACCGCCAUCGCCGUGGACAUCAACCUGACCACCUUUCAGAAGAUUGAACUGUUCAAGGGCUGCGACCAGCAGAUGUUGGUGGACAUGUUGCUGAGGCUCAAGUCAAUCGUCUACCUACCUGGAGACUUUGUGGUGAAGAAAGGGGACAUCGGUAAAGAGAUGUACAUCAUCAAAGGUGGAGCGGUGCAGGUUGUGGGAGGACCUGACAACAGCAUUGUGUUUGUCACACUGAAGGCCGGCUGCGUGUUCGGAGAAAUCAGCCUGUUGCAGUCUUCCAAAGACGGAGGAAACAGGCGCACAGCUAACGUCAAAGCGUACGGCUUCGCUAACCUCUUUGUCCUGGAGAAGAAGGACCUGUUUGACAUCCUCGUCCACUACCCCGAGUCUCAGAAAGUUCUUGCCAGGAAGGGAAGGAAGCUAAUGAAGGCCAAGGGUCCUGCAGCAGCGAAGGUGGACGAGGAGAAGAAGAAGGGACUCGCUCUCUUUGGACCCAAACCAGCGACGCCCAAACUGCUCCGAGCUGUCGGUGGAAACCCCAAAAAUUUCAUCGACAGGAUGAGGGCUGCUGCUUCUGGAAACUGAUUUUUUCCGUUUCUUAUUAUCUCUCUUUUGAGAGUGAAUGUACAGCUUUAUUUUCAAUAUCUUACUGCUCUUUUUUUACUGACUGCUUUUUUCUGUUGUAGCACAUUCAUUUUUGGAUUAUUUUUUUGUAAAGGCUUUUCAACUCAUUUCACCGAUGCUCUGAGGGCGGAACAAUUAAGGAAUGUCAGUUUGAGAAGCUAUAAAAUGGAAAAUACUGUAAAUUAUUAUAUUUUUUCUUUAUUAAAAUUGAGGGGCUAUUAAACGGCAAAUUACAUGUCAGGCAAACACAGGUAAACCACUCUGUCUCACCACACCCCAAAAAGAAGCAAUGAAACACAACAUAUUAUACAACUGUAAGAUUAACAUAAAAAUAUGACAGUAUGGAAACAAUAUAAUAUAAUAUAUCAAGUAUUCAUAAUAGAAUGUAUGAUUGUAUUAGAAUAGUCCGACAAAUUAUUACAAUACAACAACAAAAAGAGGAUUUAAACUAAAAGCCAAAUUUUCAUAUUUUAAAAUAUAUGACGUGCAAUAUUUGGAAGACUGCUGCCCCUAGUGGAUACUGCCACUUAUAUACUAUAGGAAUAUACUGUAUAUUUUGUGUUUAUGAGCAUUCAUUGACUUUGUAAUCACAGUAGUUAAAUGAAAA
This is a messenger RNA of Pleuronectes platessa (European plaice), 2905 nucleotides long. Its product is annotated as cyclic nucleotide-gated cation channel beta-3. Gene Ontology annotation, cellular component: plasma membrane; photoreceptor outer segment; intracellular cyclic nucleotide activated cation channel complex. Gene Ontology annotation, molecular function: intracellularly cAMP-activated cation channel activity; intracellularly cGMP-activated cation channel activity; protein-containing complex binding. The record is from RefSeq and is a predicted model, not a curated record. NCBI's taxonomy places the organism in Eukaryota, Metazoa, Chordata, Actinopteri, Pleuronectiformes, Pleuronectidae. Bases 1 to 2259 code for a protein of 752 amino acids. Gene Ontology annotation, biological process: monoatomic cation transmembrane transport. The transcript has 17 exons.